Tribolium castaneum (red flour beetle) is the source of this 3071-nucleotide messenger RNA. Its product is annotated as DMC1/LIM15. The transcript has 4 exons. The coding region runs from base 116 to 1186 and encodes 356 amino acids. The record is from RefSeq and is a predicted model, not a curated record. NCBI's taxonomy places the organism in Eukaryota, Metazoa, Arthropoda, Insecta, Coleoptera, Tenebrionidae. Gene Ontology annotation, molecular function: DNA strand exchange activity; ATP binding; single-stranded DNA binding. Gene Ontology annotation, biological process: DNA repair; DNA recombinase assembly; mitotic recombination. Gene Ontology annotation, cellular component: condensed nuclear chromosome.
UCAUUGUUUUUUUUGUUGGUAACCCAAUAUUUUUGACAUUUGAGAGCACAGUUUGGACGCGUUGUUUGUAUUCGAUUGUAAAAUUCUAAUUUAUUUAUCCUUUAUUUCGAUCAACAUGGACACAGCUAUAAAAGAAAUUGAAGAAAAAGAAGCUAGUCCUUCUGAAUCUGUUGAAACGGAGGAAUUGGACAUCGAGAGCGAACCUUUCUUUCAGGAUAUUUACAUGCUGACCGAACACGGCGUCCCUCUUCCAGAUAUCGAAGAAAUGCGAAAAAUUGGCAUAAACACAGUCAAGGGCCUCCAAAUGACCACAACCGACAAACUUUUGGCUUUGAAGAGCUUUAAUCCGAGUAAAGUAAGCAAAAUUCAGGAAAUUUGCGGAAAUAUCUCUUUCAGCAAUCGCUUCAUGACCGCCUUUGAAGUAAGUGAGGCAUGCAAGCAAGUUUUUAAAAUAAGUACGGGAAGCGCAAAUUUGGAUAAAUUGCUGGGCGGGGGUGUAGAGUCGAUGUCUAUAACUCAAGUUUUUGGAGAAGCUGGAAGCGGAAAAACCCAAAUUGCCCACACUCUAUGUGUCACCACGCAAAUACCGACUGAAGACUAUUCCGGGGGCAAAGUUAUGUUCAUAGACACGGAGCGUAGUUUCCGCCCAAAUCGCAUUCGCCAAAUUGCACGUCGUUUUCAUUUGAGUGAAGACAGUGUCUUGCAGAAUAUUCUCUACAUUAGAGCUUAUAACUCUGAACAUCAAUAUCAGAUCCUCAAAAAUGUUGCUGUAAAGUUUCAUGAAGAUACGGGCGUGUUUAAGCUUCUUAUUGUCGACUCUAUUAUAGCAUUAUUCCGGAAUGAUUUUAUGGGCAGAGGUGUGCUUCUGAAUAGGCAGCAAAAAUUGGCGGAAACAAUGUCGCUUUUGAAAAAAAUCAGUGAGGAAUAUAAUGUUGCUGUUUUCAUAACAAAUCAAGUUACGACAAGUAUGAAUAAUAAAUUCCCGUUGUUGACUAUCGGUGAUGAUGUUAAGCCUGUCGGAGGGAAUAUUUUGGCCCAUUCGUCUACUACUAGAGUGGCUUUGAGAAAGCUUACAGGAAAUGUGAGGAUUGCCAAGAUCCACGAUAGUCCUGAGCUUGCUGAACAAGAAGAAGCUUUUACUAUAACUAAUGGAGGAGUACAAGACCCUAUAUUAGAUGCGGAAUAAAUUACUAUAAUUUAAGAGGAAAAAAAGUUAAGUUUAGUAAGAAUAUUAAUUUAUUUUGAGUGUUGAAUAGCAUGUCUGAAAAUAAAGCAAAGUCGAUUUUUGUUCCAAAAACAGUGAUUCCACUAAUUAUUUUUUCUGUGACGAGUCUACCGAUGCAAACAGUUUUUGCUACAAUUUUGAAUUAAAAAAAAAACAUAAUUUGAGGUACUAACAUAAGGGAAGACAAAAAAAUAUAAACAAUCAAGAAAUACAGUUUUGUAAAGAGUGUUUUCAGUUGGAAAUGAUGACUUUCAUGUCUGGACAUGGAACUAGAUCAUGAUCACUUACGCAUGUUCUUCAUUUCAUUUAACCCUUCACUUAUGUAUGUUAAGUGUUAUCAUGUCACUUUCAGUAGUGACGUAAGUUUGGGUUCAUUUCAUUUGUGGUUUAUGGGGUCAGUCAUAUUUUUUGCUAUUUAUUAUAACAAAAGCAAUAGAAGUGUAUUAUGUAUUGUUAUCAGCAAAGAAUUUUCAUCUACUAUGUUUAUUAAUACUGCAGUGUACAAAAUUAAUCCGUGGAUUUUGAUGAUAAACAUAAUUGUAUAAUUUGGUGCAAGAGCUUGAUAUGAGGAAAAAAGAUUAAUGAGAUAACCUCAUGAUUUGACUAAAUAUGGAUUUUAUGAAGACAUGUUGUUUACAGAGAGAUAUAUUCAAAUGUUUUUCGCGAUUUAAUUAUUUUUAAUUGAUCAAUUACUUCUCGACUUGUUCUAAAAAUAACCGGCAUUCCAUGUUUAGAGAAAAUGUGAUUUCCAUGUUUUGUUUUCUCAAAUUUUGUUUUGUUUUACCGAUAGUUACUUUUUAGGUAUAUUAUCGAUAUCUAAUCGUAAAUUAAAAAAUCUAGAAAAUCUAGAAAUAAGUGGUAGUCAAGUAGUGGUGCCUAUUUCAUUAUCAACACUAUCAGUGAUUAGUUCAGAGUUAUAGUUAAUUUAAUUAAUUGUUUUCCUUAUAGUGUCAAUUACGUCUUGAGACAAGAUACAUUUUUACAAUUAAUAUCAUACAGAUUUUCUAUUCUAACAAAAAAAUAUUGAUAAAGAGUAUAAAAUUGGAUAAACAUUUGAAUGAACGAGGAAAACUGAAAAGGCCUUUGCUCGGGUUUUUGCCAAGUUAUUUUUACAUCAAAUUAUCAAUUUGUUUGGAGGGCAAAACACAAGGCCAAUGCCAAUGCAAUGUCAAGAUCGCCAAUGAAUAUGGGUAUAAAUUUUUUUUUAACAUUAUCUAUCUACAUUUGUUUAGAAUUUCUAGAAAUAUUUCUAUUUUUUCCUUACUCUCGUUUUGUAAACAAAGCUUUCGAGUUAUUUAUAAAUUAUAACGAGGUGCCACAUUGUUAACUAAUUGCUCAUAAAUUAGCAGCACCCAUUUUUACAUACUUAUUAGAAUCAGGAGUACCUAUCUGCGUUGGCCAAAGCCCUAGCUAUUAUCACAAAGUCACGUGUACUUAUGGUGUAAUGGCUGUGUCAACGUUAUUAAAAUUAAGAUAAAAAAAUAAAUUUUCCAUGAAUAAAAGGCUUUCACAAUCUCUGCAGGGGGCUACGCAUUUAAUAAAAUCUUACACUUUGCGCAUAAUUUAAUCUAAUCCACUCCACGUGAAUGAAAAUGAUAUUCGAUAUUUACAAACACGAACAUGUGGAAAAGACAUGAACACUUGAAACAACCAAUAGCAAGCCACCAUUAGUCAAGCCAAACGCCCAGUCUGGGAAGUUAUUCUUGUCACCGCUCCCCAUAAAUGCAUUUGCUUCAGAGACGCCGAAGACGACGCUACUGACGCUAGACGCCCAAAGUGUUCAAAGUUUUUCACAUACUUACAUUUACAAAGUUUUUCAUAAAGUUGUGUUUAUUUUUAAUUAAAA